Messenger RNA from Cladocopium goreaui, 1980 nucleotides. Lineage: Eukaryota; Dinophyceae; Suessiales; Symbiodiniaceae. The record is from the annotation of a GenBank genome assembly.
AUGGGCGCGUACCAUUCCACUCGGGAACAGAUUUUCGCAAACCGUGGGAUCACCCUUGCGAGUGUGGGGACGCGCAAAUCGCCGAAUGCAUUUACGUUUCUGCGUCAGGUGGAAGUUUUGAGUCGCGCUGGGCAUGGCGGGGCCACCAAACAGUUUGAGGAUUGGGGGAAUUGCACUGCCGUCAUGCGGGUUUUCAGCAUCGGGAAAGCGGAAGCUGGAGCUGUGAGCAAUCUUCAAGCCCAUGUUGAGAGGGUCAUUGUUUGCGAAUUGAAGCAAUGCGUGGCCAAGAGGGGGAUCAAGAAUUUUCUUUCCCACGAUAUCCUUGCCAAAGGCGUGCUGAACACUGGGUACACCUCGGCUUCAGGCAAUUCGGAGGCUUGGGUGUCCAUCAUGACCAACUUAGAAGAUGCCUCAAUUGUGAAGCUUUUCCUUGAGAGGCUAUGCGGUGAUUGGGACAAACUGCCCAGCAACAUGCGCAAGUCGCCCUCUCUGAGGGAAGCGGUUUCUUUGCACCAGAGCUGUGCACUCUUCCUCCAUUUUCUGAGGACCUUGGAGGUGUCAAUUCCAAGCUCCGAGUUUCCGGCUGCAAAAGAGAAACUGAGUGCCUCUUUUCUAUUAGGCGUGCUGGAUUCAGAUCUCAUCACCAUUGGCGAGAAAUCUGUCCCUCCUGGGGACAUCAAGGCAAUUGGUGCAUUCAGGAAUAUCUUAGCAGCCCGAGAGACACAGGAGCUGCAGGACAGAGAGGACCAGGCCAAGGAGCUUGCGAUGAAAGUCGCCCAGGCUACGAUGGCCCAGAUCAAAUCGCAGUUUGAAGGGGACAUGCAGAAGAUCUGCGCAAAACUGCCAACGAAAGAUGCCCAGACCGUGGAGACGGCCAAGGACAUGAAGUACAUCAGGGAUCGACAAAAGUUAGUGCUGUGCUCAGUGGAUGCUACAGUUUGGCCCUCCAGCACCCAAUACAUGAUGGAUUGCCUCGGCUUGAUGCAGAAUGUCUGCUCUUUGGGGCCAGGGAACAUGGCCCACAUCCAGCAGCCACUUUUCCACCAGGCUACCACAAUGAGUGCUUUGGUUAAGCACCGGCGAAGAUUGGAAGAUUUCUUGCUCAAGAGCGACUUGGACAUUUCCAACAACCUCACCCUCACAUUCUCGAAGGACGCGAGCAUGAGUUCGGACAAGCGAGCCAUGACCCAACCAUGUUACUGCGUCAUUUCAAGCAAAAAUUGCAGGUGGCUUGAGUCUGAGCCGUUGAGCACGUCUGUGCUGGGCCCAUUGCCGCGUUUGAGAGUGUCGGAUAUGCAAGGGUUUGCCGAGUUCUCCCGUGCGUGUGUGGAAAGAAGCCUUGAAGGUGCCUCCCCAAAGGUCAUCUACUACGGAUGUUUCCGUGAAGGUGAUGUGCACAAGCGCAUGCAGAGAGAACUGGAGUCCCUGGUGUUCAAGCAUUGGGAUGAUUUGUCAUCGUCCCCUCCAAAGCAGAGACCACGUUCUGAAGCUGCUGCGGACUGGAAUGUUGAAGGCCUUGUGUUGCUGAGCUGCACCCGUUCGGGGCCAGUUUGGCCAGAGCAUCUUGACAGCAAGUUUGCAGCCAACAGCUCGGAAGCCAGAGAGAUCCAAGAGCUGAAGCAAUCCUUUCUUUCAGAGUUCCCGGCCACCAGUGAGCCUGGCCAGGCUUCUGCAACAGGAGCUGGAGCCGGAGGACCUACGCUGCGGGCAACAGGCCAGCCGGAUUUCAGUGUCGAUGGAGGGCGCGAGCCACUUGAUGUCAGCCGUGUGGUUGAUUGCCUGGUGGAACCUCCUCCGGCACCUGCUGACAGGCUUGCGCUUGUGAACGGGAAGUCUGGCAAACCAUCCCUCUUGGUCGACAAGCACUACAAACUUUGGCUGGGCAAUGAAUCUGAAGAAGCCCAGACAUGGAGUGGCAUUGAACUCUUCGGAUUCAAUACGGGGGUGUUUGAGUACAAGAUUGUGCGCGGGUCGAAGAGG